This is a messenger RNA of Acanthaster planci (crown-of-thorns starfish), 4351 nucleotides long. RefSeq names its product BCAS3 microtubule associated cell migration factor (gene bcas3). NCBI's taxonomy places the organism in Eukaryota, Metazoa, Echinodermata, Asteroidea, Valvatida, Acanthasteridae. The record is from RefSeq and is a predicted model, not a curated record. Gene Ontology annotation, biological process: autophagy; response to starvation. Gene Ontology annotation, cellular component: cytoplasm. Gene Ontology annotation, molecular function: protein binding.
AAACGGCUCGUAUAUUCAAGUUAUUUGUUAUGUUUCAAAAACUUCAUAUUCUCAAAAUUAUUUUAAGAGUAUAUUAUCACUAUAAAAUGAAAUAUGUCUAUAAAAUAUUUUUGUUCCCAAACUAUGUUUGAAUUAGAAUAAAAGUACGCUUUGAUGUAUAUCCAAACGGUGAAUAUUGAUAGAUAAUGAAAAUAAUAACAAACGUCAUCCUGUGGUAGAUUGUCCCGAUUGUCCGGAAAAGAACCUGAUUCUUCUACGAUUUAUGUUAUCGUUUGAUCCAAUAAAAUCCCUGAGAUCAAGCACCAUGCUUUGAAGAAAGACUUUUCUCAACAUGGACUCUCUCGGGCCAUGCAUUUGAGCUAUUGUUCUUAUAUUCCGAGGAGGAACAUUGAGCGCGGUUUACGAUUGAUCAGCUGUACGUGGACCACAUCAGCUGUGACCCGCGCAAGGUACCGUCGGCCGUCUUGAGACUCCCGCUGCGGUCACCUACUUACCUUGAGUCUGCACCAAACUCGCUGAGCUGGCAAGAUGGCUUAUCAAUCACCAAGUAAACGGCCGGCUGCCUCGUCUCGAGCAGCCGGUGUUUCAGUUAAAGCUCAGCCUGUCAGUGACAAGUCAUACAUGGCCACCGUGGUAGACUUUCUUCAAGAUGCCUACAGCGGAAAUAAGGCAGAGGACAAAGACAAGAUUCUCUGGGUGAAAUUUGAGCGGAUGUGCUCCCCAAGAGGGCAUGUGUCCAGUCCGUACUACAUCAACCAGGAGGGGUUGGAAGAACCAAUAUUCCUAGCUAUAGGCUACACCAACGGCGUUCAAAUAUGGAGUAUUCCUCCAAGCGGUGAUGCCCAGGAGGUUUUGUCUCUACGUCAGGGUCCUGUGAGAAUACUGCGUAUUCUUCCCACGCCCUAUGUCACCGCUAUCAGUAACCAUCAGCAGGACAAGCGACCAUUGGUGGCACUGUGUGAUGGAGCAAGGUACUCCAGUCAGCCAUUUUGUUCAGUGAGCCUGUUGUCUCUCAAGACAGGCGAGCAAGUCCACAAUAUCUCCUUCAAGACACCAGUAUGCGAUGUCCUCGGCAACAGAAGACUGAUCGUGGUAGCGUUGCAGGAGAAGGUGGCAGCGUUUGAUGCCGUUUCCUUCAAGAGCCUGUUCUGCAUCACCAGCUGCUAUCCCGCCAGCUCGCCUAAUCUCAACCCGCUUGCCUUGGGCACACGAUGGCUCGCCUACGCUGACAGGAAGCUGAUACCCACCCAUCAGAGUGGUGGUGGAGUUUGCAGAGAGACCAGCCAGUCAUACAAAGCCACUGUCAUUCAUGCCGCUAAGGCAAUUACUAAAGGCAUAACAGCUUUCAGUGAGUCCCUCGGAAAAUUGGCUACCUCCAAACUCUCCACUUCCCCACCCAGACAGGAGAGUCCAGUGGACAAACCCAGUGCCGCACCUCUGAAUAUCAAGCAUGGCACCCCAGGAGUGGUGACUAUCAUUGACACUGGCUCAGUGGAAGGGGAGUUUAAUGUCACCGAGGAAUCAAGCGGUGAUGGCAUCAUGGCUCACUUCCCAGCUCACAUCAAUGAGUCCAUAUCAGCACUGGCCUUUGACCCCAGUGGUACUCUGCUCUUCACAGCGGGGUCACAAGGUCAUAGCUUUCAUAUAUUCCGCAUCAUGAAUCACCCUUGCUCCUCCGGUCUGGGUGCGAUUCAUCACCUCUACACACUGUACAGGGGCGACACAGCAGCCAAGGUGCAAGACGUGUCGUUCACCAACGACAGCCGCUGGGUAGCUGUUAGUACAAUGCGAGAGACAACGCAUGUGUUUCCCAUCACUCCAUACGGAGGCCCAGUGAGCUCAAGAACUCACACCCCAGCCAAGAUAGUCAACAAAGAAAGUAGGUUCCACAAGAGUGCUGGAUUGGAUGAAUUGGUCGAUACAGGACGAGGUAGCCCAGUGCAUGGGCUGUCAGAAAGCCCAACAUCUUCAGGUUUCCACUCUCCAGAGCCCAUCUCAUCCCUUGGUCACUCAGGAGCCCUCACCAGUGCAGCUGUUAGUAACCCCCGUCUGCCCCCUUAUCCUCCCCCCGUCACCAUUACCCCGUUGGUCCAAAUUAAGCAGCCGGCCAUCCUAGCCUCGGUGGGUGCUGUGGCUGGGAUGACAGGCAGUGCCUCUCGGCCUCGGAGCGCCUCCUCUCAGACGGCCGCCGUGAGUGACUACGUCUGCAUCAGCACCUGCUUUGCGAGCUCCAGAGCUCACUUUGUAACUAGCUCCAAGGGGACCAGAGAGAAGAACGAUGGCAGUAUUAAGCAGACAUCAGUGGACUCUCUCUUCAUCAUGGGUUGCCAUGGCAACUUGGUGGAGCACUAUCUGGAGCCCAAGACAUUGCAGACGAGCGGCAGAAAAAUUGAGGAUAACGCUCUGGAGCUCAGUGUCACUGAGCACGCUCACUGGAGCCUACAAAGGGGCAUGAAUUGGUCAGAACGCCGCCCUCCAUUGAGUGGAUUCAACCAUCUACUAAUAACCAAUGAUGCUAAACACACAAUAGCCAAUACAGCAGGAUCGAUGCUUACUUCAGUUCCGAGAAGCGAGUCAUCAGACAGUAUCCGCUCAGCCCACAGCAGUCCUGACAGUGACUUUGAUGAGCCCUGGCUAUCUCAGGUGGAGAUGGUGACCCAUGCUGGUCCUCAUAGACGCCUCUGGAUGGGACCCCAGUUCAAGUUCAAGACGGUUCCCCAACCCAGCAGUACCACGGUGUUGUCCUCCACGUCAUCUGCGUUACUGUCGGAUGGACUGGAGACCAACCGGACAGCCAUGGAAAUGACACAAGAUGACUUGGAUCUCAAACCCUUGAGGAUUCAACCACUGAGGUCAGACCCUGUCCCGACCCCCCAGCUGAGGUCCUCUGAGGGGUCAUCUCAAGCCCUGGCAUCCAGCCAAGAAGCAUCUUCAUUGCCGACAUGUAUAGAGUACGGCUCAGAUGCGAAUAAGGCUAGCCAAAGGGUCAAAACAAAGAGUCUUGACGGUGGGGCAGCAAAGCCAGACACGAUGAUAGACCCAGAGACAGACAGGCAGGCGCAGACCAAGGGCAGGCGCAAGAAAAAGAAGAAAGGGAAGAUUGGGGUGAAGGAGAGAGAAACGGCGGAGGUGCUGUGGACAAAGGCUGAGUGUGACCCUCAGGAGACUAUAGAGACAUUAAAUAGCCCAGACAAACAGGAGUUAAGCAGGGUAGAGAGCAAAGGAGCAUUUGAUCAGACGGUUAAUUUGCUAGAGGUCAGUUGUGGUAGUUGGCCCGAGAACAGCUACCAGCGAAGUUCAGAGGUUGUGGAAGAGAGACUAAGGCAAACCAUUGCUGAUGCGAUGGCGGAAUCGCCCCUGAUGAGCCACACUCAACCAAGCAGACACAAAGAGAGGGAGGUUUUACUUGACCACCCCGACCAGCUUAGUUCCAGCGCAGGAUCCGCAGAUAGUGCUGUCCACUCCUAUGAGGCACGUGGUUCCCCGGCUCACAGCAUGGAUCACAUACUGGUAUUCCCCCCAGCCAGUGGGUCACCAGACUCCAACUGAACUCCCCCCCCCACACACAUGUGCAUCACAUCUCUUCUUACUGUUGCACAUCACUGCCAUUUCAUUGCUAUUGGCCUUCCUAAAGUCUCUUUCCUAGUAAUGUACAGUUCAUGCGACAGGAUCGCACUGCUGUAACUUGUAAGUGUGGUCUCUUGAUCUUGUUAAUUGCAGCAUAUAACUUGUGGCAGUGGUCUCUAUGUAAUUAGAAAAACACCUGCUUUACGAGUUAGACUGUAUUCCGUUAACAACUUGCCCAUAUGUAUCAUUUCAAUUGUCUUAAGAGCCUGCCAGCAGGUGAUACCCAGCAAACAGGUCACUCGUCUGUCCAGCCAUGCUUGGACCACUUUCGUUGCCAUGUAAAAAGAGAGAAAAGAUAUGGUGUACUAAAAGCAGGACCUAUGUCCAUGGAACGUCCACCAGAAAAUUCGCUUUAAUAGUGACGUACUAAAUACAUGUGUGAUGGGAACCGGUUGAGAGCAGUAUAAAUCCUAAGACACAUUGAUAGGUAACGUUGUCUUCGCUAAAGCAAACUCAUCCCCUUCUGUGUCCAGUGAUAUGAAGAUGUAAAAUCUGUUGAGUUGGAAACCUUUUCUUUUAACCGGGGACUAAUGGGAUUUAUUAGUGAGAUGUUCAUAUUCAAUCACGUUCCCUGAAUCCACUUUACUGACUGAACACUCCAAAACAGAAAGGAGCCUGACUAUUCUGCUAUAUUUCCAAGUAUAGCUCCACUCUGAAUUUUUUUUUUUCCAUGUGGAAAAUAAAGGUGACAUGAUUUUUUUUCCCAUAAUUCAUUAAUACCUCA